AUGGCAUCUGUCGUUAUUAGGAAUCGUACUCAUAAUAAGAGCAACAAACAUAUUUGGACUUAUAAAAUUUCAAAUGAAUCAAAUAGUAAUGAACUUGAAUGGACAUUUAUAUUUAAAGAUGACGUUAAUUCUGGUGAUGCAUCAAAAAUUUCAUUAUCAAAUUAUACAACAGUCUUACAAGAAUUAAUGUUUAAUCAAGAAAUUCAAUCUAAACAUGAAUUUUUAUAUUUAGGAAUAUGUGGACCAACAUUUGAUAAUGAUCAUCGAACAUUAUCAAAUAAAAAUAUACAAAUAAUAGUCUUUUGA
Messenger RNA from Rotaria sp. Silwood2, 306 nucleotides. NCBI's taxonomy places the organism in Eukaryota, Metazoa, Rotifera, Eurotatoria, Philodinida, Philodinidae. The record is from the annotation of a GenBank genome assembly.